AUGUCCCGAAUAUGGAUGGAGAGCAUCGUUUCUUUACCAGGCAUUCCCCACAGCGUGCUGUCGGUGCCUAUGGAAAAUAAAUACAAAUGUCAGCAGUGUCUCCAGGUCCUCAGGAAGCCCGUCCAGGCUCAGUGCGGCCACCGCUUCUGCGUACACUGCUUCAAGCAGCUCACCAGUUCGGGCCCAAAGCCGUGUGAAGCCUGCCGUGAGGAGAAGAUCUACGAGGAGCCCACCUCCAUCCUCAACGUUGGCGACGCUUUUCCAGACAACGCGGCCAGUCGAGAAAUAGCCAGCCUGCCCGCGCAGUGUUUGAACCCAGGUUGCGCCUGGAAAGGAUCCAUCAAAGAAUACGAGACGCAGCAUGAAGGCUCUUGCGAAAUGGAGCGCGUGCAGUGCGAGGCCUGCAAGGACUUCCUGUUGCGCUCGGAGAUGGAGAAACACUGCGAGAGGGAGUGCGAGGCCCGAAUUCUCAACUGCAAAUACUGCAAAGUGUCUUGCAGCUUUAAAGACAUCAAGGCUCACGAUGAAGUUUGCCUCAAGUUCCCCAUGCAGUGCAAAGACUGUGGCAGAAAGAAGAUCCUGAGAGAAAAGUACAGCCUUCACGUUCGAUUUUGCAAUAAGCCCAAGCAUUCCUGUCCCUUUAUUGAACUGGGCUGCAAAUAUGAAAAUAACAGCGGCAAGCUGAGUGAGCAUGAGAAAAACAGCACCGCCGAGCACCUGCGCUUAGUACUUCGCCAGGUUCUUUCGGUGGCCCCGCCUCAAGCAGAGGCCCUGCUCCUCAGCGAGUGCCAGGAGGAUUCAGGUCUGGGCCUGUACAGGGCUCCUGAGGAGGGAGCCUCGUCCCAUGAGCCCACCACAGACCUGGAUAAGAAGAUAAGUGCCCUGGAGAACAUCGUGUGCGUUCUGAACCGUGAGGUAGAGCGGAGCUCUGUGACGCUGGAGGCCUUCUCGCACCAGCACCGUCUGGACCAGGACAAGCUGGAGAACCUGAACAACAAGGUUCAGCAGCUGGAGCGGGCCCUGGCAAUGCGCGACUUGCAGCUGUCCGAGACGGAGCAGCUGGUGCGAGAGCUUCAGUUCUGCACCUACGACGGCAUUUUUGUCUGGAAGAUCUCAGACUUUGCUCGCCGUAGGGUCGACGCCGUGGCGGGUCGGACGCCUACCAUGUUCUCACCAGCAUUCUACUCCAGCAAGUAUGGCUACAAAAUGUGCCUGCGUUUGUACCUGAACGGCGACGGCACGGGGCGGGGGACGCACCUGUCGCUCUUCUUCGUGGUCAUGCGGGGGCGCUGCGACGCGCUGCUCAAGUGGCCCUUUAGCCAGAAGGUGACGCUGAUGCUGCUGGACCAGAACAACCGCGAGCACAUCAUCGACGCCUUCCGUCCGGACGUCUCGUCCACGUCCUUCCAGCGGCCUGUGAGCGAGAUGAACAUCGCCAGCGGCUGUCCGCUCUUUUGCCCGCUGGGGAAGCUGGCCGGGAAGAGUCCGUACCUGCGCGACGACACCAUCUUCAUCAAGGCCAUCGUGGACCUGACGGGCUUGUAAGGUGAAGACUGUGGAAGUUGCCACCAAAAAAAAGCACCAUUCAUACCUAUAUAGAAUAUUAGCAUAUAUAUACACACAGCUAAUGCGAAAAGCUGUUAGAUGAGCCUAUAUAAGAUUAUCAUAAUACUGUAAUAAUACAUAACAUAGUAUUUGCUUGGCUUAAAACAAUGUAAUAUCUGUUCAAUGCUGUUUGGCUAAGUUGUAUUGCAUAUUCCUACGACAGCUAACGAGAACCAAUACAUGAGCUGUAAUUAAAUCAUAUACACAUUGUUAAAUAUCACACCCAUUUGUGUACAUCAAACAAUGAUUAUUAUUAUAUAUCUUUUUUCAUAGAUAAAACACAGCCGUAAUAUUAGACAAAAAAAAGUCAAAUUUGAAGCUUUUUUUUUACAUAAUUCAAUAUAUACAUAUUAUACAUAACAGCAUAUGAGAUCAUAUGUGCGUUUAUAUAAAAACCCAAAUAUGAUCAUUGUGUGGCUCAUGUAUUGGCUCUUACUACCCGCCUUGUAAACUUUAUUACUUGUAUAAAGUAAUAAAGUAUAUCUAUUUAUCUAUGUAUUAUUAUUAUUCAAUCAGUGACUCUCUUCGCUAUAUGUAUCUGAGUCUACAAGUUAAAAACAUUCAGAUCAGUAAUAAAUGAAAUGGUCAA
Molecule: messenger RNA, 2194 nt
Organism: Syngnathus typhle (broad-nosed pipefish)
Lineage: Eukaryota; Metazoa; Chordata; Actinopteri; Syngnathiformes; Syngnathidae
Gene: traf2b
Product: Tnf receptor-associated factor 2b
Exons: 10
Coding region: 1-1545 (514 amino acids)
Biological process (GO): tumor necrosis factor-mediated signaling pathway; protein K63-linked ubiquitination; positive regulation of JNK cascade
Cellular component (GO): plasma membrane signaling receptor complex; cytoplasmic side of plasma membrane
Molecular function (GO): tumor necrosis factor receptor binding; ubiquitin protein ligase binding; zinc ion binding
Source: RefSeq, a predicted model, not a curated record